Messenger RNA from Bactrocera neohumeralis, 5308 nucleotides. RefSeq lists its product as uncharacterized. Lineage: Eukaryota; Metazoa; Arthropoda; Insecta; Diptera; Tephritidae. Gene Ontology annotation, molecular function: protein binding. The coding region runs from base 1606 to 5172 and encodes 1188 amino acids. The transcript has 21 exons. The record is from RefSeq and is a predicted model, not a curated record.
GGUACGGUCGGAACUUUCGGGAUUUACGCGUAGCAUUUCACGUUAUAUAUUACACAUAGUUUUUUCGUCGUCCGCCGUCGUCGUUGUGUGCGCUUACUCGUAUAAAACGGAAAAUUAACGGCAAAUAGCGACUAGCGUACGGCCGAUUGUCUGCUUACAAAACAGUGCGAUGCGGUUUGUGAUGCCGUUCUGUGCGUUAAAUGCCGUGCAGUGAGUGCAAAAAUUUUUGUACCGUUAUAUUUUGUGGUCGCGCGUGUAACCGUGCCGCGCGCGUAUGUGUGUGUGCGAGUGUGCAUAUGUGUAACGCCCAUUUGUUUUGGGCCAGCGACAGCUAGCGCCAUACGAAAGUCUCGAAUUGCAGCUGCAAAAGUGGUGCAAGCGAAAAAUUUUCCAGCCGCUGAAAAGUGUGUGUUUUGUGACCCCCGAAAAUUGAAAGAACGCUGCGCCAAUUACGCAAAUACAUGUGGGUGCGUGUGUGUAAGCAAUUAGCGCACGGUGAAAACUGGUGUAGUUAAAGCGUUGUAAAUACAACAACAACAGCAGCAGCCUACACCAAAAACAGCGUGAAAAGUGUAUAAAGUGAAGCGCGAACUUAGCAACCAGAACGCGCUCAGCGUACGGCGCGUGGGGUGUAGCCUGAAAAGCGAGCCUGGCGUACGACGUGGCAGUGUUGCAACGCAAAUACAUACAAACACACAUAUAUACAAACUUGCAGUGGCAAUCUGCUUGCAUUUAGCUCGCCGUUCUAGCAUUCGUUUGUCUGCUGGCCGGCUUGCUAAGCGUUUUCGUGCUCCAAAGCAGUUCCGCUGUGUGCGCGCCGCGUCGCAAUGUUGCUAAUUUGAAGUUAAAAGCCUCUUAAAUGUCAAAUCAUAAUUUAUGUGUGCGAGAAGCGUGUGGAAUUUGUGGUCACAAGCGCUAGCUUACAGCGACAAGUGGCAACGCAGUGAAAGUAGUUAAAGUGUGCAUUAAAGUAAACACUGUUUAAACGCAACUAAAACUGCCAAAUUGCUUACUUACAGAGCUUAGGUUGUAGUUUAUGUAUACAACAACAACACUAGCAACUUACUGCAGCCGCUGCACAACAGCAACAGCAGCAGCUUUGCUUAGUCAACGUUUGAAACGAAGCUGCGAGCAAAUACUCUAGCUACUCGUCUAUAAUAAUAAAAUCACAUGCGUAGUACUCAUAAAUAUAUACGGACGACUUAAGCCGGAAGCUGCUGCUCCCACGAAAGAGCUCGUGUGUUUAACGGAAAAGUGAAUUAUAAAAUUGUGAGAAAAACAUAUAACAGUAAGAACGAAAUUGUGAAAAUGUGCAAAAGAUUAACGCUUAACGGUGAAAGAUUUUAAGUGAGUUUCAAAAUAAAAUGCGCAACCACAUAUUGUGGCAUAAAAUAUUGUGCAUGUGUGGCAUAUGCAAAUCCCCAAAAGUUAUAAACCACAAAUUCUUGUCAUAAUACUCUACCGCUUAUGUUUGCUGCUAUAUAAGUUUGCCAAAAAAUAUAGAAAAUUAGACAAAUCGUGCAAUUACACGCUGAUAACCCAAAAUCUAAGCAACUACUAGCAUAACCUUCAAUUCUACGCUUUCCACAUUUCAUAACUGCCAAGAUGUCCUCGCAAAUCUCCGCACCCUUCUGGUCACUCUGCAUAGUUCUAGCUUGCAUACUUGCCAGCCAUUGCACGCAUUCGUCACGUGCACGCACCAGUCCAUCAACAAUGACGCGCAACAUCGAAGAAGAAAAUGUUCGAUAUAUUUUGGAAGGACCGCCCGUACUGUCCGAAUCCAUCCAAGGCACAUUGGGCCGUUUGCCUUGUAAUGUGACGCCGCCCAUUUUGGAGGAUCGCGUUGCACUCGUAAUUUGGUUUAAAGUGGGUCUGAAGACGCCCAUUUACAGCGUCGAUACGCGCGACUCAAACUUUGCAGAUGGCACACACUGGUCCGAUGAAUCCUAUCGCGAUCGCUUGUCCUUCUCUGUCGAGGGACGUUCGGGGACGCUGGCAAUUAAGAAGACACGACAAGAGGAUACGGGCGAGUAUCGUUGCCGUGUUGACUUUCAAAAGAGUCCGACGCGCAACUCGAAAGUGAAUUUAACUGUCAUAACACCACCUGAGUCAAUAAUCAUCUUAGACAGUAAAGGUGCGACGAUAAAGGACUACAAAUUGGGUCCCUACAAUGAGGGUGCAGUCAUCAAUAUAACCUGUGUGGCGGUUGGCGGACGACCGCAACCGAGAGUCACCUGGUGGAAUGGCAACAAAGAGAUCGACCAAUCCUCGCAUUCAUUGUCAGAUCGGCGUGUCGGCAAUAUACUGACGCUGGGCAAACUGACACGUGAGAAUCUACACAUGCAGCUUACCUGUCAAGCGGCCAACAACAAUUUGACGACGCCAAUUACCAGCACCGUUACCCUUGACUUGAAUCUGCGCCCGUUGAUUGUGAAAUUGGAUGGCGAAAAUCGGCCACUUUCCGCCGAUCACUCGUAUCAGCUGCAUUGCAAUGUUAUCGGCUCGCGACCGGCGCCGACGAUUACCUGGUGGAAGGGCAGCACACCUAUGAAGAAUACACAUGAAGUGGCAAAUCCUGAUGGUAAUAUGACAACGUCAAUAUUGACUUUUACGCCAACCAUCGAUGAUCGCGGCAAAUUCCUGUCGUGUCGCGCCGAACAGAGCAUGAUACCGGAAUCGGGCAUGGAGGACGGUUGGAAAUUGGAUAUUUACCACAUACCCGUUGUGAGCCUGGAGCUCGGCACCAACUCGAUAAACUCAACCUUUCGCGAAGGCAUCGAUGUUUUCUUCGAGUGCAACAUCAAAUCGAAUCCUUGGGUCUACAAAGUCAGUUGGCGCCACAAUGGCAAUAUACUCGAAAAUAAUCUAGGCGAGGGCAUCAUAGUGGCCAAUCAAAGCUUGGUGCUCCAGAAUGUGAGUCGCGCCCGCGCGGGCAUCUACACUUGUGUCGGCAGUAAUCGGGAAGGUGAUGGUGAGAGUAACCCUGUGCAUUUGGAUAUAAGAUUUGCGCCAAUCUGCCGGCCCGGUCAACGUUUCGUCUACAGUGCCGGACGACAAGAGACGGUUAAAAUUGCCUGCGAAAUCGAGGCGAAUCCAAUGGAGGCGACAUACAGCUGGAAAUUCAAUGCAACACGCGGCGAGGUAAUCGACAUACCAGCAUCACAAAUCGCUGUGGACCGUGGACGCAGCAUAGCACACUACACGCCCAUAACGGAAAAUGACUAUGGCAUAUUGCUCUGCUGGGCGAGCAAUGAACUUGGCGAUAUGACUGAACCGUGUGUUUACACCGUGACGCCAGCAGGUGAGUGCGAACCGGAUCCAUUGGUUAACUGCACGCUACUCAAUCAAACGUCGACUGGCUUUCAAAUUGAAUGCAUCGAAGGCUUCAACGGCGGUCUGGAGCAGGAUUUCAUAAUGGAAGUGUAUGUGAACGGAACGACACGCUAUCCGAAAGUUUUUCGAUCAAAAACACCGUAUUUCGAAAUGCGCGGGUUGGUGCCUGGUGCCGGCUACAAUGUCUUCUUGGUGGCGCACAACGAGAAGGGACGCAGCAAUGCAACCAUCCUGCAAGUGUACACGCUCAAGGAUCCGGAGAAGCAGACGGUCGUUAUUACUUACAAAAAAGGUGGCAUGAUUUCGCCGCCACGCUUUUACGAACCAACAACUGCCACUAGUAUUCUAACAACACAAAUCUACAACAGUACAAUAACAAAAAUUAAAACAGAUAAAAAUCUCUCGCUCGCCUAUGCGCCCGUAAUCGAGGAUAUCCGGCCAUUUCUCGGCAUACUGGUCGGCAUUGUGGGCAGCAUAUUCCUGGUGGCGCUUAUCAUUGUCAUUAUUGUUCGCAUGCGCGGCUCGACGGGACGCGAUCGCAAUAAUUACUCGCAUCCAACGACGACCACUGGGCGUGGCAAUAAUAAUAAUGGCAGCGUCAGCAUCGGUACACUACACAAUGGCCAAUCAAUACAGGAUAUACGCAUCGGUCGGGAUACCUGCCAUGUGACGAGCAGUUUAGAUAGCAUAGACAAGAAUCCGGAUAUAAUACCGCAAGAUGGUCGUGACGAUGAUGAGGAGUGGACCACCAAGGGACAUAAUCGCGCUUAUGCAACAGCUGCGCUGGCGGAGCAGAACGCCGUCAUCACCUCAUCCACGUAUGAUCAUAUAAUGCCAACAUAUGCUGUUGUCGAUAAGAAGUCGGCAGUGCAGCAUUUGCAACAAUUACAACAACAACAACACCAGCAGCAGCAGCAACAUCAACAACAACAACAACCGCCGCCGCCACACGGCCAAUACAUACACUACAAUGCGCUGAUACCGGUGAGCAAAAUGGGCGGAUAUGCUGCGCAGCAGCAGCAACAACAACAGCAACAGGCGCAGCAGCAACUAAAUAAGACUGAUUUAACCUACGCCGAAUUGGCUGGCCCAGGGAAUGGAGCACGCAUGACGCCUUACUGCAGCGCCACCUUGGGUCGUCCACGACAAACGGAACUGAAACGAGCCGAACCGAACAUCUAUUCACAGGUAAUAAAAAUGAUGGACGAUGAUAGUCCGACCGAGUUCGAAGAAAUCGCCAUACAAUGGCCCAAACAAACACACAACCAAACAACCAGUACACAUCCGUUAGUGCAGGCAGCGGCAGCAACAACAACGGCAGUCGCUUAUGUGGCCGGACGUUCGACACGGAUCGAUUUGGCUCAUCAUCCAAUGUACUCGACGAGUCCCAUGUUUGGCGGUCAAACCACCAUAACCGGUGUCACCAUGUCGCAUCCCUCGCAGUUGGCCACAUUCACCCCGCCGCCGCCGUUAUUCACACACAAAGUGAUCGGCGCUGCGCAAACGCAGUCGUUGCCACCAAAUGUUGCAGUGCCGGUGAGCAGCAAUGGGCUGCUGCAGACAGUCACCGCUGGUGGUGGACUUGUGUGUAUGGGUAUGCCGCCACAUUCGGCAGCGGCAGCUGCGUCACUUAUGCAUGCAGCGCAACAACAACAACAGCAGCAACAUCAACAGCCACAAUCGCCACCAACGGGUGUCAACGGCAUGUCAGUGGGCGGUUAUGGAGAUGUGAACUCCAGUCCGGGCAUUCUGAAAACGGUACCAGAGGAAGUGCAUCAUCAAAUGAACGGCGAGGAUUUGCUCCUUACAAAGGAUCGCAAUCAUGCAACACGCUUUUGACGGUAAAUUACAAUCAUCGAGACGCUAGAGAUGGCGCAGUAAAAAUACCAGAAACGACAUGGCAGACGAAUAGAAGAAACAAACGCGAAACUAAGCAGCGUAUAAACGAAAAUGUUAACAAAGCAAAAACUGAAAA